This is a messenger RNA of Zootermopsis nevadensis, 2677 nucleotides long. It is a transcript of the gene Faa, whose product is annotated as fumarylacetoacetate hydrolase. The record is from RefSeq and is a predicted model, not a curated record. Gene Ontology annotation, molecular function: fumarylacetoacetase activity. Gene Ontology annotation, biological process: L-phenylalanine catabolic process; homogentisate catabolic process; L-tyrosine catabolic process. NCBI's taxonomy places the organism in Eukaryota, Metazoa, Arthropoda, Insecta, Blattodea, Termopsidae.
AGACACCAUUCCAAAGUCUGGAAAACUCGUGUGCUGUGGUAGGAAUAACAUGAAGAGCUUCAUCGCGUAUCCGGAGACCUCGGAUUUUCCUAUCGAAAAUCUGCCAUAUGGAGUUUUUUCAACUUCCGAUAACGAUACUCAUCGGAUUGGGGUGGCAAUUGGGGACCAGAUUCUGGACCUAUCUGUGGUGUACUACCUGUUUGAGAAUGAGAAACUUCAGCAAGCAUUCCAAGAGGAAACACUGAACAGGUUCAUGAGUUUGGGUCGUCCUAUCUGGCUGGAGGCACGCUCAAAACUGCAGAAUCUGCUCUCAGCUGGGAAUACAACACUGCAGAGCAACCCAGACCUCAGAAAAAAGAUAUUUGUUUCACAAUCAAAAGCAACAAUGCAUCUCCCAGUCCAAGUGGGAGACUACACUGACUUCUACUCUUCCAUCCACCAUGCCACCAACGUAGGCAUUAUGUUCCGUGACAAAAACAAUGCACUUUUUCCUAACUGGAAGCAUUUACCUGUAGCCUAUCAUGGCCGAGCAUCUUCUGUUGUCAUAACUGGGACUCCAAUCCGGCGACCUAACGGCCAGACGUGUCCGGUGGAAGGGGCUGCCCCAGUGUUUGGACCUAGCCGCCUCAUGGACUUUGAGCUGGAGGUGGCGUUCUUUGUGGGCGGGCCACCAUCUAAACUUGGAGAGCCUGUGCCUGUGAAAGAAGCACAUGAACACAUAUUUGGCAUGGUGCUCAUGAAUGACUGGAGUGCUCGUGACAUUCAGAAGUGGGAGUAUGUCCCACUUGGUCCAUUUCUUGCUAAAAAUGUUGGGACAUCCAUUUCUCCCUGGGUGGUAACAAUGGAGGCACUGGAACCAUUUACUGUUGAUAACUACAAGCAAGAUUUGACACCACUCCCAUAUCUGCAGCAUAGCGACCCAUACAACUUUGACAUCAAUCUGCAAGUGGACAUCAAACCGGAGAAGUCAAUUGCAAGUACAGUGUGUCGCUCUAACUUCAAAUACCUCUACUGGACACCAAAACAGCAACUAGCACAUCACACCGUCACUGGGUGUAACAUAAACCCAGGGGACAUGAUGGCUUCUGGAACCAUCAGCGGUGAGACUUCUGACUCAUUUGGAUCAAUGCUUGAGCUAUGCUGGAAAGGCACCAAGCCCAUUCAGCUUAAGGAUGGAAACACUCGCAAAUUCCUUCAGGACAAUGACGAAGUUAUAAUCACAGGUUACUGUCAAGGUGAUGGUUUCCGCGUGGGAUUUGGCUCGUGCACGGGGAAGGUACUGCCAGCAUUGCAGCUGUACUGAGAACUGACAAGAUUCUAUCAUGAUGGUAACAGGCUAUAAGGAUUUCUUUAUCGAUAAAUUGUGUGUGAGGAAUGAAAAUUAUGAGAACUGGUUAACAAAUCUUAGCAUCAAAUCCGUAUAAUCAAUUUAUAGUGUUUUCAUGGAAACCAAGCAUCAGAAGAUUACAGGCUCUUGUUGUUUGUGGCCUCAACCUUCAUCAAAACAUGCAAUAAUUUAGAGACCUAAUGACUGAGUAUCAGUUGAAACAUUGUCUGGAGGGAGAAAAAAAAAUAUCACAAUAGCAUAAAAUGCAUGUGAAAAAGUGUCCAUACAGUGAUGGUGCUUCAGUACAAACAUAAAAACCCAUAAACAUAAUUUGUGGGCAAAAUGCAAAGAUAGUGAAUGUUGAAGUAGGUGGUACAUUUAGUUACCACUAGGUUUAAAGGGUUAAAUGUUUGUAAAAGUGAUGAAUGAGCCUUCUGGUGAAUCAAAUUCCUUCCUUGAAUCUCUUAAACCAAACAAAUGUCUGUAUUGUCAUAACCUUGUCACAAUAAGCUAUUAUUUCAUAUAGGUGUCAGAAGUUUGGUAAGGAAUUUGAGAUAAUUUAUGUUCCAUAAGCCUGUGGCUUGGUUUUAACGUUUCUUCAUUAUUUUAUAUGGGCAGACAGAUUUUGAAGAAACUUCAUCUCAGUGUAAAAACAUUUGAUGCUGCAAGAUUUCUGUACUUUUAAAAUUCCAACUGUAAAUAAUAUCGACAUGGCAGCCUGCAAACUCCUUAGGUGAUGGGUAGGUAAUUCUUCGAAAGAUAUGACACUUGACGCAUUUUUGUAAAAUGUAAAAAGGUAUUUGACAUGGAAUCUAUAUUGAUCUUGCAGUUUAAGAGCUGUAACUAACAAACCACUGCAGCAUGGGAAAUUUUAUGUGUUAAUGCAUCAUAAACAUGCUGAAUGGAACAUUUUCUUAAUAUAAAAGUUUGAGGUUAUUAACUUUCAGGUAGUAAGAAUCUGCACUAGUAGAAAUGAGGCAUAGAAAUAACAGACAAACUUCAUAGAGCACAGUCCUUCUUGACAGGCUGUUUUUUAUGCAAUGAGAAGGCUGUUUACAAUGUUCACAAGAGCCUGCCACUGGUCCAUCUCCUGAGCUACAUUAAUAUAAUCCACAGUAUCCUAACCUCUUUCGUUAAUAUCCAUUUUAAUAUUAUCCUCUUACCUAUGCCUAGGCCUUCCAAAUGGUCACUACACUUCAGGUUUCCCAACCAAAAUUAUAUUUUUCUGUAUGCCUCAUAUUUCUAGAAAUAAUUACUAAUUGUUGAAUUAUUAAUUUCUAAUUUAUGUAUAGUUCUGUAUGUAGAUUUAAGGAUUUGAUGAAUAGUAGGCACAAUAGAUUCCUUCCAGCA